Messenger RNA from Vitrella brassicaformis, 1758 nucleotides. The record is from the annotation of a GenBank genome assembly. Lineage: Eukaryota; Vitrellaceae.
CGGUUCAUCAGUGAUUGUGACUCGACAGAAUGGAACAAUUAUUGGACAAAUACACACGCAUGUCCGCUGGUCUGUUCCAGUCCAUUGCAUCAACCUGCCGCGCAAGAGCGACAUCCAUCCAUCACAAGAACGAUGUCUGCACAUUGCUGCGGGAGAACUUGCUCUUGAGUUCCUGAGACUUUUCAACCUGAACACACACACAUACCGACGGGCACCAGAGACUUGAGCUGAUGCGACGGCGCCGCCUUUUCUCGGUUACCAGUUUCAUGAAGUCGGUAUUGUUGACUUGCCGCUUGACCUCCAGAUCCUGGUCACGGUCAAAACGCUUCCACGGCUGACCGCCUCCACCACCCUACACACACAUACACCCAUGUACCAGACAGACAUUCAGUGCAUGUGCCCCGGCCCCAUCCGUGUGUGGUGUGCCCACCUCCGCCUGCUGGCCCUUUGUCUUGCCCCAUGGGUCAUCCGCCUUGCGCUUCAUGGCCUUGUGCUGCUCGUCCCGGUACUGGCUGAAGGCGCCCUCCUGCUGCAGCUCCAACAGGCUCUUGCCCCGGUGCUGCUUGUUGUACUCCUCCAAGUACUUCUCCAUCGCCUGACGCUCCUCCUCGGUGCGCUUCGCCUCAAACGGGUCAACUGACACACGCACACACACGCACACACACACACACACACACAGAGUGGCACAUCCAUGCAGGAAUGACAUGGCUGUUGCUUUGGGGGGGGGGACCUUUCGGCCUUUUCGGCGCCUGUCCGAAUGCGGCAGCCAGUGAGUCGGGGGCGUCGGUCAUCCAGCUCUCACGCUGCGGACGUCCCCCACCCUCUUCUCCCUCUUCAUCCACAGUCGGCAUCGGCCCGAACUGUGCCUCGUCAGCCUCCCCGCCCCCUUGAAAGCCCUCCUGCAGACGAGCCAGGUCGUCGCGCGAAGGGAAGGCGACGCCCACACGGCGCUUUCCAGGGGGUGGGGGAGGGGGAGGGGGGCCAGCCAUGGCACCUGCCGCCGAUGAGGGAUUCUCCACUGGGCCAGUAGGGGCGGCUGGCAUGCUCUCCCACGACAGAAAAGAUGGCUCAGGAGGGGCCGCCGGUCCCUCCUCCUUCGCAGGGACGGUGGGAGGAGGUUCUGCGUCCUUCUGCUUGUCAGCAGCCCUCUUUGCCUCCUCAUUCUCCGCCUCCCUGGUGUCCUUCUCUGCCUUCUUGACCAGCCUCUUGAUCUCCCUCCGGAAGGAAAAGUCGCGCGCCUUGGGUGGCUUGCGGAACCCCGACUGCUUGGCGGCUGGCUCGUCGAGGUAGAAUGCCUUGAACAGGUGCCGCACUUUGCGGCGGAUGGUCUUGUCGGCGAUGCCGUCGAGGAUGACCAUCUCGCCGUCGUCGAUAGAGCGAAGCAGACCUACCAACUGCAUCCACUCACAUCGGGAGAAGUAGUGGAAUGCAGGCAAGGGAUUCAGCCUCGUGUGUGUGUCACCUCUUUGCCCGCCGAGCCGUUGAUCUCGAGCAGGUCUCUGACGAGUCGUUCGACCUCUCCACGCUCGUAGAACCACUGACGCACAGACAAGCAAGGCAUGUCAACAAACAAACAAUGCAUGUUUCUCCGCUGUUUUGUGGACUGCCAUGCUUACGUCAUCGUCGCUUCCGUCCUUGUCCUUGGAUUUCUUCUUGCGUUUCUUCUUGUCCUUCCGUCGCCUGCGAGAUCCCUCAUCAGAUGAAGACUCCGAAGCGCUUGACAUUGCCAAGGCGAUGACGACGGCAAGCUGUGCAGAG